CGUCGGCUAAUGGCUUUGGUACUUUGGUUACUUCCGAUCCGCGUCUUUUCUUCGAGGUGAGAGUUCCUGACGUUGGGACUCUCAAAAGUGUUUGAAAAAUAAGAGUCGUUUCUUCCACGAAUCGAAACAACAUACGAGUAUCAUCUAUUUGAAAGACCAUGAAGCGAAUCGGCUCGGGAUCGGAUGUCGGCAGUUCGAGGUCGUCGAGACUCCCCGAUUACUAUCCAUCAGGAAGAGAACUCGAAGAGAAAGAAAGACGGAGAAGAGAAUGGAGGAGACAGCAGGAACUGGAACGAGAGCAUGAAAGACUGAAGAGAGAAAAAAUCGAAGAGUACGAAAGAAAACGAAGAGCACAGGAGCUCAAGAACGACAGGAGAAGAUCUUCUCGUCGAAGCAAAGAUAGGAGCAGAAGUUCUUCACCGAAUGAUCGUCACAAACGUGAAACUGAAAAAAUUAGCACGUCGAAGUCUGCAGUCAUGUCGCAAAAAUUGGAAUCGUCGAGUAGCAACGGCCGACUUUUUAAUGGUCCGGAAGGCACGAAGAUAGAUUUAACGGAACUGCGAAGAAUAAAAGUCGACAUUCACCGGAAUUUAACAACGACGGAAACGAGCAACGAGCUGCAACGUGAAAUAGUUGAUCCCGAGGACGUCAAAGUGAAGAGACGACAGGGUGAAGGUUCCAAGCCGAUUUUCGAGCGCGAGGAAUUGAAGAAGCCGAUUGAUCCAGCUUCCGAAGUCGAGGAACGUCGCACCGUUGUUUCAGUGAGCGACCUUAAAACAGAGAGACGAAAAUCCUCGCCGAAAAAACGUUCGGCGUCACCGACGAGUCCCUCGGCCAGAUCAAGCGUGAGGCGCCAUACCGACAGUCAUGAUUCGAGAUAUGAAAACUUUAGACGACAUGCCGACAGGCACACAGAGCACCGAAGCCAUAAGCAAUCCGGCGAAUCAGAUCGUGGUCGAAGCAAGGAACACAGAGCUAGACACGAGUCUGAUGAUACACGCCGACACCGCUCUUUGCGAAAGCCUAGUCACGAUGCUAGUCAAGACCACAGAGAUCGGCGGAAUCGUUCCCACUCAGCUGAUCGACAAUCACGAAGAAGCGAGACUCGAAGCAGGUCGAACAGAGAAGUAAUACCUCAUCGAGAUCAUCGUGAAAAUUCGCGUGAUGAUUCUCGUGACAGGCGAAACCGCAACGAUCGAUCGAGGGAGAGAAGGAUGCAAAUGCCUCAUCAUUAUGCAGAUGCUAUGCCAGUUCCCUUGUACUACGAGAGUUUUCAUCCGAGGCCCAUCAUGAUCGGUCCGAUGAUGCCUAUGCCUGGUCAAAUGCCUAUGAGUCGAGGUGGAAUGCGACCGAUGAUGGCUCCCAUGCGACCACCUUAUCCACCAAGAUUUUUUCCGCCAGAAAUGUACAGACAAGCUCCGCAUCCCAAUUCACGGUUUGCUCGAAUGUUUUGAAGAAACAUGCCGCCCAGGACAGUGGAAAGUUUAAAUAGUUUUUAAGACUUUUGUAUAUACUACCUUCUGAUCUUGCUCACUCUUAGACGUUCUCAGUUUUCAUCUCAAAGAACUCUCGAUGGGAAUACUAAAUUAUUAUUUGUGCAUGAAGAAAUAAUUAAUUUUACUUGUAUACAAAAGAUGAUGAAAAAAUAUCAGAGAACUUUGCUUGUUUGUACGUUCGCGAAUUAAUCCGCGAUAGUUAUCGUCCAGGAAUUAAUUCUAGUGAAUAAGAAAUGAAAGAAGAAAAACAAUGAAUGUGAUGAAAAUCGACUGCGAUCGAAUUAAUUUUAAGUGACAUUUUUUUAAUCAACAAUAUACAAGCACGUGGAAAAAAUCAAAAUACUGCCAAAAAAACACUUUAAUUAAAA
This is a messenger RNA of Venturia canescens, 1864 nucleotides long. RefSeq names its product female-specific protein transformer-like. Bases 159 to 1454 code for a protein of 431 amino acids. The record is from RefSeq and is a predicted model, not a curated record. Lineage: Eukaryota; Metazoa; Arthropoda; Insecta; Hymenoptera; Ichneumonidae. The transcript is spliced from 10 exons.